AUGCCCCGCCGCGCCCGCUCCAAGUCACAGGUGCGAGGUUGCGCUCGCGCUCGCUCUGCAGAGCCCUCCCCUUCCCCCUCCCCCGAACGGCCACCUGCCAAAAAAACCAGGACUCACCGUGGCUCAUCCUCCUCUUCUCGUAUCCCUCCAUCCUCGCCGCCACCAUCCAACUCAUCUGGUCAAUCCGGUCAGUCAGCUAAAGAAAAAGCACCUGGUGCCCCACGUGUUGAGUCAGCAUCCUUCAAAAAGCAGUGCGACCGAGUUGCAAAUUUCAUCACACGCACUGCCGGUCUGUACUCUGAGAUCGACGAUGUUCUGCAAAUCGCGAUCUGGAGAGCACUUGAUGGCAAGGCAAGUGCGUUCGGGACCACACUCCCCCACUCCCUCAAGAAGAAAAUGCAUCAUAUGUCCGAGGGCAAGCUUCUGUGGCACGACAAAGUCUUUGACUUCAUCGAGUCAAGUGCUCCGGCUGUCCUCGACUUGCUCAAGACCACAGGUAUGAGCGACGAGCUCGAGAAAUGCAUCAAGAAGAUCUGUAACCAAGUCAGCGUCACGAGGAGUAUGGACUUCAAUCCCAUCAAGGAUAUUAUUGGUCAGUAUGCCGCUAUCAACCACCAGAGGCCCCUCGAUCCAUACGUCGGCAAGGGUGUGCCUCGUGAUAAGUGGGGCUUUAACCAUGUCCAGCUCGGAAAGCUCCUCUGUCCGAUAGAGCACCUCCCAAAGUAUCUCAAAGAUUCCGACAGAACACGUGCUAAACUCAAGGCGGGCGACCUCAGCCUGAGAAGCCUUCCUUCCUUUGUCUUCGAGAGUAGUGGGGAGCCAGGUAUGCAUUCGGACGGAGGCUAUGAUAAGGAUGAUGUUGCAAGAGGCAUGUUCAAGGGAUUUCUCCUCGUACGCGUUGGCAAGCACAUCAUGGUUGCUCCGAAAGCUGCCUUGAAGGAGGACCCACUACCACUCUCUUGUCGAAGCAAGGGCUCGAUAAUGGACACACCCUGUAUCAUUGCAGAACACUUGCCAUAUCUUACUCUCGCGGGGCGCUCGGCAAUGUCUACUCAGCAGUGGGGAGCGACUGCCGACGGAGGCUAUGUCUGGGAGAAGGAGUACAACCGGAUGCUCGCGCUUGUCUGGGACCCACUCCACGAGGAGGAGAUUGCUGAUGCCUUACGUUAUCUGAACCUAAAGAUUUUCGGCCAUGAAAAGGGCGCUGUUAACGACUCCUCGGAUGACAACAACGACGAUGACGAGAAGAACAACGAGGAUAGCUUCUAUGUUCGGCUCCGGGAGCAAGCAAAGGCCAAACAGGCUGCUCGCGAGCGGGCGCAGACCGGGCUUCGGGCCCGCACUGCCGACAUCACACUCCAGGCCAAUGCUGACCAUGCUGCGGCAGGGGACCUCUUUGACGCAGCAAUGAACGAGCAAGUUACAGGGAAUGAGGAGACGGAGACUCAUGAGCCUUCCCAGACUCAUGGACGUCCACCCAGCAGCACCGAGUCCCGCGCUCGUGACAGCUCGCCCAAUGAUAAUGACAACACCCCAGAUCGUCGCUCUCAUGAACAUCGCUCCCAGGCACCACCUUCGACAUCGAGUUCUCUCUCUGCUCGUGAUGGUCGCCGCGUUCCUCGCCCUGCGGAUACCAACACCAAAUUGGUCGUCAAUGAAGAGGACGUCAAUGCCGCCUCGCGUCUGCGUGUGAGGGAAAGGACUCAAAAGUCGUAUGCGUCAGGUGGAGGAAGGACCUCUACUCGGUCUCGCCCCUCUCAUCCAGUAUCUGCGGCUAACAUUAGCUUUAACGACAAGCACGUAUCAGAGGCGGAGCUCUCUGAGAAUGAGCAGGUACUCCCUCCGAAGGCCAGUCGCAGCAAGAACACUUCCUCAGGCGGCGGCAGUGGGAAGGUGAACCCACAGUAA
Molecule: messenger RNA, 1908 nt
Organism: Coniophora puteana RWD-64-598 SS2
Lineage: Eukaryota; Fungi; Basidiomycota; Agaricomycetes; Boletales; Coniophoraceae
Exons: 10
Coding region: 1-1908 (635 amino acids)
Source: RefSeq, a predicted model, not a curated record